This is a messenger RNA of Penaeus indicus, 3394 nucleotides long. Its product is annotated as irregular chiasm C-roughest protein-like. Gene Ontology annotation, molecular function: cell adhesion molecule binding. NCBI's taxonomy places the organism in Eukaryota, Metazoa, Arthropoda, Malacostraca, Decapoda, Penaeidae. Gene Ontology annotation, biological process: cell-cell adhesion. The transcript has 11 exons. The coding region runs from base 637 to 2964 and encodes 775 amino acids. Gene Ontology annotation, cellular component: plasma membrane; cell-cell junction. The record is from RefSeq and is a predicted model, not a curated record.
GGGAGAGGAGCGUGUACCGGAGCUCUCGGCGAACCCGUGGAAACGCACGGACGCGAAUCUACCUGGCUUUUGUGACUCGUUUUCGUCGCGUUGUUUUCCCCUUCUUGCCGGCUUGGAGAUGUGGAUAAAUAAACGCCGGACACCGAGCAUACUGCCGUGACAUUUCUACAACGUGUAAUCACACUGGGAAACUUUUUUCUCUCUAUUAUAUAUACAUAUAUAUUUUUUCGGUCGUGUAUUGUGUUGUGUUUUUUUCCGAACUGUCAAAAGGCUUUCUGACAUGAGAGCUCAACUUGCACAGUUCCAUACGUACUUGCUGUACAGUGAUGUGGUGGUGUUAACUGCCACGUAGUUCCACCCUGAGUUCUAACAUACAGAUCGGAUACAAAUAACUGAAAAUGAGAUGACAAUACGUACAGUCGUAAAGAAAAAAGAAGAAGAAAUGCAUCGUCGCUUGAAAACAUUUUAGUGAAGCUUGAGAGAGGAAGAUAAGAAAAUAAUAAAAAAAAACACCAAAAUAGUAUGAUAAGCUUUUAUUAAUGGGCAUUAUCGGAUUUAGACUCAAGUGGCCGAGGAGAAAGAAAAAAUCUUCCUGUUAAUUAGUGAUUAGCACAAGUCCUCCAGAUUGAAGACAGCAUGCUCUUCGCGACCGCCGCCUGCCUGCUGCUCGCCCUCCGCUGUCCCCCUGCGAGCGGCAACAGCCAGGAGCAGAAGCAGACGUUCGCCACGAUGCCCUCGCACCAGACGGCGGUGGCAGGGAGCACGGUGGUCCUGCCCUGCCGCGUGCUCAACUUCCACGGCCUCGUUCAGUGGACGAAGGACGGCUUCGGGCUCGGCACCACCAGGGACCUCGAGGGCUUCAGCAGGUACUCCAUGAUCGGCUCGGACGAGGAAAACGACUUCAGUCUCCGGAUCGUCCAAGCGACCCUGGACGACGACGCUGACUACCAGUGCCAGGUGUCGUCGCCCACGGACAAGCCCAUCCGGUCGGACGUCGCGCACCUGACGAUCUACGUGACGCCGACGUAUCCGAAGAUCGACUACAUGCCCAUCGCUACGGCGGGAGUGCCUUAUACCUUGUCUUGCCUUACGGACGGGGCCAGACCUGCGCCGGAGAUGCAGUGGGUCGACGAAAAGGGCUCCGUCAUCACCAAAGGAACCCAGUACCACAGGAGGGUGAGACCAGAUGGAAAACUCAUCGACACUAACUUCACUUACACCUUCACGCCCACACGACACCAUAACGGGCGUACUCUUACCUGUCAGGUGUUUAGUCCAGCUCUGAACACCGCCCUUACGACCGAGGCUGUAAUUAGGGUGAAAUAUCCCCCUCACGUGCAACUAGUUUUCUCGCCCGCCAAGUUGAAGGAGGGCGAGGAGGCUUUCGUCACGUGCAAGGUGGACGCGAACCCCAACAACGUGACUUACCGCUGGUUCCGCGAGGGCAAGGAGGUGCCUGGCGCCGCGGGGGCCACCUUGCCCUUGGGCGUUCUCUCGAGGAGCAACCAGUCGGCCACGAUAGCCUGCGAGGUGACCAACGCCCUGGGCACGGCGCGCAAGACGGACCAGCUCAAUAUUCUUUACCCGCCCAUGUUCCUAGCUGAGCCGAGCAGCGUGUCGGGCGAAAUCGGGAACAUGGUGACGAUGAAGUGCCGCGUGGACGCCAACCCCACGGCAGAAAUUUACUGGUCGAGACUCCGGGACAACGAGCUGGUCGGCACAGGCGAGGAACUGACCAUCGAAGCCUCCAAAGCGACGGCGGGCGUGUACGUGUGUUCCGCCCGCAGCGACAACUUCCCUGCCCUGGACGCCCAACUCCACCUCAGACUCCGUGGCCCUCCGAGGAUCAAGACGACCUCGGUGCUGGUCGUUCGCGAGGGACAGAAUGCCGUCCUGCGCUGCUCCGUGGUCUCCGUGCCCCACCCCGUGUCGCUCACGUGGGAGAAGGAGGGCGUGAGUCUCAGUCCUGACGGCGACUGGGAAGUGAAGGAGGACCAGAGGGCGGACGGCGUCGUGUCCACGCUGACCAUCUACAACGUCUCUCAGGAUGACUUCGCUUCCUACAACUGCACAGUCAUCAACGAGUACGGCGUCGGGACCCAGCAGAUCAUCCUUCAGAGGCCGCCCCUCAUCCCCUUCAUGGUCAUCGUGGGCGGCGGAGGCGGCGUCGUCCUCGUCGUCAUCCUCGUCAUCUUCUUCAUCCUGUGCGGAUGCCGGCCGAAGGAGCGGAAGGAGAAGGCCGACGCCGCCGAGAAGGGCGCCUUCGCGAACGGCAUCAGCGGCAAGCACCACGAGACGCCGGACGUCAACGGAGGGAGCAUCGAGCUGGGCCAGACGGAGAAGGUGCUGCCCAACCUCAUCCCGGCCGACGCUCGGUCCACGGGCAAGGACUCGGACAACAAGGAAGAGAGGUCGAGGGCCAACUCGUCCUUGUCUGAGGGCGAGAGAGAGUCAGACAGCGGCUGGGAGAAGAACAGCACCAAUUGUUCGGGUAAACGCGACUUAACCCCCUCCCUGAGUCGUGCACACUACACCUCAGCGACCACAGUGUUCCCCCCUCCCGAUGACGACUACAUGCCUUAUGUGGACUACACCAGGGACUACCUGAGGGUUCCCGUGAGUCCCACUGAGUCCAGCGCCCACUUCCAGAUCGGAGGCCCCUACAGCUGCUACACGCCGGCGAGUGAUCAGCCUUCGUCGCUUCCUUCGUCCGAGUCUCUGCCUCCGUACACCUUACAGCCUCAGCCCACCAGCGACUUCAACGGGGACUAUACGAACGGCCGUCACCAUCCGCCGGCGAAUAAUGACGCGGUUAUGGUGAACGGGAGGCUCAAGCACGCCCUCCUGCAGGACCUGAAGAAGGAGCUGAAGGGGGGUGUGCCCCACGACCUCAACACGGGGGCGUUACAGAGCAAGUACAUUAUUCCUCCGCAGACGAAGAUCAAACCGGGGACGCUAGUGUAGAAAAGAAAUAAAUUAUAUGAUCUCUUAAGCUUUCCUAGUUGUGUAAGGGACGUUGUUAUUAUCAUCAUAGAGACAUGGAACCAUUGCCCAGAACAUGUAGCAGAAGCAAGAGCUGGAAAAUAUGCAUCGCAAACUCUUCAGAAGAUUACCAACAGAAAAGUAUAUAAAUAGACUUUACGAACUCCCCUGUAUAAUUAACAGGGAACGGAAUACGUAUCAUGAACUCUUAGUACCAUAAAGCAGAAACAAACAAAAUAUAUUGUGAUUUUUCUGAAAAUAAGAUCAAAAUAAUGGAAUCUUCAAGAACAUUACGUGGAACAAAGCGAUGAAAAAAUACGUUGCGCCUCACAAACUCUGCAUGCAAUAUCAUAGCUAAUCUUCAUGUUACACAAGUGUCCGAUAACCGAAUCAUUAAACCAAAAAAAAACAA